CAUGUUACACUGAUUGUCCCCGGUUCUUUAGGUCUCCGAAGCCGCUCCACUCGCAUGUCCACCCUCUCAGAGGUUCACAUCACCCCUAAGGAGGAUGGUAUGGAGGUGGACCUGCCCGUGCGUGCCAAUUCCCGGAAGCAGUUCUUAGUUCCCACUGGCCCCCCUAGGAACUCCUGCCCUGCAGUGGCUGAAAUACCGUUUACGAUGGUCAGCGAGGAGGUAGAAGAGCAAGUCCAUUCCAUGCGAGGCAGCUCUUCUGCAAACCCAGUGAACUCAGUUCGAAGGAAAUCAUGUAUUGUGAAGGAAAUGGAAAAAAUGAAGAACAAACGAGAAGAGAAGAGGGCCCAGAUCUCUGAAAUGAGAACAAAACGAGCUCAGGAGUAUGACAACAGCUUUCCAAACUGGGAAUUUGCCCGGAUGAUUAAAGAAUUUCGGGCUACGUUGGAUUGUCAUCCCCUUACUAUGACUGAUCCUAUAGAAGAGCACAGGAUAUGCGUUUGUGUUAGGAAGCGCCCGCUGAAUAAACAAGAACUGGCCAAGAAAGAAAUUGAUGUGAUUUCUGUUCCUAGCAAGUGUCUCCUCUUCGUACACGAGCCCAAGUUAAAAGUGGACUUAACAAAGUAUCUGGAGAACCAGGCGUUCUGCUUUGACUUUGCAUUUGAUGAAACAGCUUCGAAUGAAGUCAUCUAUAGGUUCACAGCAAGGCCACUGGUACACACAAUUUUCCAAGGCGGAAAAGCGACUUGUUUUGCAUAUGGCCAGACGGGAAGUGGUAAGACACAUACUAUGGGCGGAGGCCUCUCUGGGAAAGCCCAGAAUGCAUCCAAAGGAAUCUAUGCGAUGGCCUCCCAGGAUGUCUUCCUCAUGAAGAAUCAGCCCCGCUACCGGAACCUGGGCCUGGAAGUCUAUGUGACGUUCUUUGAGAUCUAUAAUGGGAAGCUGUUCGAUUUGCUGAACAAGAAGGCCAAGCUGCGUGUGCUGGAGGAUGGAAAGCAGCAGGUGCAGGUGCUGGGGCUGCAGGAGCACCUGGUUAACUGUGCUGACGAUGUCAUCAAGAUGAUCGACAUAGGCAGUGCCUGCAGGACCUCUGGGCAGACAUUUGCCAACUCCAACUCUUCCCGCUCUCAUGCCUGCUUCCAGAUUCUCCUUAAAGCCAAAGGGAGAGUGCAUGGCAAGUUCUCUUUGGUGGAUCUGGCAGGGAACGAACGAGGUGCAGACACUUCCAGUGCUGACCGGCAGACCCGCAUGGAAGGCGCAGAAAUCAACAAAAGUCUCCUGGCUCUGAAGGAGUGCAUCAGGGCCCUGGGACAGAACAAGGCUCACACCCCUUUCCGCGAGAGCAAGCUGACACAGGUGCUACGGGACUCCUUCAUCGGGGAGAACUCAAGGACCUGUAUGAUUGCCAUGAUCUCACCAGGCAUAAGCUCCUGUGAAUAUACUUUAAAUACACUAAGAUAUGCAGACAGGGUCAAGGAGCUGAGCCCCCACAGCGGGCCCAGUGGGGAGCAGCCAAUUCAAAUGGAAACCGAAGAGACAGAAGCCAACUCUCAGGAGUCUCUGAUCACAAGCAACCUUUCCAAGGAAGAAGAGGAACUGUCUUCCCAGAUGUCCAGCUUUAAUGAAGCCAUGACUCAGAUCAGGGAGCUGGAGGAGAGGGCCAUUGAAGAGCUCAAGGAGAUUGUCCAGGUGGGCAGCUGGCGCUGGCAUAUCCACCCCAGCACAGGCCCGCCGCUGUGCUCAGCACCAUUGCCUGAAUGUGACCUGGGCUUUGCUUCCACAGGUCUUCAGCAAGUGCCAAGCUGGCUUGAGCUCUCCGAGAUGACCGAGCAGCCUGACUACGACCUGGAGACCUUUGUGAACAAGACAGAGUCUGCCCUGGCCCAGCAAGCCAAGCACUUCUCAGCCCUGCAAGAUGACAUCAAGGCCUUACGCUUGGCCAUGCAGAUGGAAGAACAGGCCAGCAAACAAAUAAGCAGCAAGAAACGGCCCCAGUGAUGACUGCAAAUAAAGAUAUUUGGUGUCACACCCAGCCUUUUCACCACCCCUCUUCUCCCCAGUGAACUGUGGGCACCUGGUUCUGAGCUCAGACAGGCUUUGGUAAAUGCCAAGUAUUGGGGCAUCAGAGCCAGGGCAGCUGGGGAGAUCAGAGUGACAUGGGACGCUACUUUCCUUCCUCCAUUGUAGUCCUGAAGGGAGCAAGGAUGAGAAGAGGGAACUUUUAACUAUCCUGUGUGGCCCUUAUUUCCAAGAGGGGAAGGCUCGUUGGCAUAGAGCUUUCUCUUGGUCAGCAUUCUGCCUACGUGGACUGGCUGCUGGCGGCUGUGACCUGCCAUCCUUGGUCUGGGCACUAAAGUGUCUUAUACUUUUAAACCUCUUCGUUCCUUGCUUUGCUGUUUUAAGGUCUAAGAGGAUCCCUGUUGUUUUUUGUUUUGUGGUUACACAUUGUGUCUAACAAUAAAGAAAGAGGAAAAAAA
Messenger RNA from Myotis lucifugus (little brown bat), 2474 nucleotides. It is a transcript of the gene KIF2C, whose product is annotated as kinesin family member 2C. The record is from RefSeq and is a predicted model, not a curated record. NCBI's taxonomy places the organism in Eukaryota, Metazoa, Chordata, Mammalia, Chiroptera, Vespertilionidae. The coding region runs from base 55 to 1995 and encodes 646 amino acids. Gene Ontology annotation, molecular function: ATP binding; microtubule binding; microtubule motor activity. The transcript has 17 exons. Gene Ontology annotation, biological process: microtubule-based movement.